CACUGGAUCAGUUUUGCAUUCCAAGAGAGGUGAGACACCCAGCACCAUACAAUUCUGCUGAAGAAAGCAAAGGAAAAGCAUCAGGAAUGUCUUUUAGCAGGAAAGUGGUCACUACAGUUAUUUUGACUGUGUUUGCACUGGGGUUCGUUUCAUGUCGACUUAUACUCAAACCAAAUAAAAGUCACAUGGGAGCUUGGAUGGAUGUAAAGGAGGAUGAUAAGAAAACACUGGAGGUUUUGAAUUUUGCGAUUGAAGAGUACAACAAAGGGAAUAUUGGCGACUACAUAGUCAAAAUCCGUAAGGUUAUCAAAUUCAGGAAGGAGAUGGUGGCUAGAAGGAAGUAUGCAUUAACAAUUGAAGCUGUUACAACAACAUGCAAAGAUUUUAAAUCACCAUCAGAAAACUGUCCAACCAAGAUAAAGAGAUGCAGCUUUCACAUUACGACUGUUCCUUGGAAAAAUAUCAAAACUGUGACAAGCCAAUUCUGUCAUGCCUAAAUCACACCCUAUCUGUGAUGGUUUCUUCUUCUAUCAAAGAUAAUACAUGUUUAAUGUAUCAGUACCAGUACUUUAUAACAUCUUCUUUCAGUCUGAGAAAUAGAUCAUUUAAUAAAGUUGCUUUGAUGGUUUGCAAAACUA
Messenger RNA from Xenopus laevis (African clawed frog), 638 nucleotides. Its product is annotated as cystatin-C-like. The record is from RefSeq and is a predicted model, not a curated record. Bases 87 to 497 code for a protein of 136 amino acids. The transcript is spliced from 3 exons. NCBI's taxonomy places the organism in Eukaryota, Metazoa, Chordata, Amphibia, Anura, Pipidae.